Daucus carota subsp. sativus is the source of this 1083-nucleotide messenger RNA. RefSeq names its product protein DOUBLE-STRAND BREAK FORMATION. The record is from RefSeq and is a predicted model, not a curated record. The transcript is spliced from 5 exons. The coding region runs from base 68 to 799 and encodes 243 amino acids. NCBI's taxonomy places the organism in Eukaryota, Viridiplantae, Streptophyta, Magnoliopsida, Apiales, Apiaceae. Gene Ontology annotation, biological process: meiotic DNA double-strand break formation.
AAAACCCCGCUUAUUUCAUUUCAAAUUCAUACAGAGCUAAUUGAACCCCUCUGCGGCUCUCUCAAACAUGAGCGACAAAUUCGCCGAUCAAAUCGCGCUCUUUCGCACACAAAUCGCUAACCGAAGAUUCGACGACGAAACACUACGGAUUUUGGAUUCGGUUUUGGUUGCGAAAGACGUGAAGUCGCUGCUCGAAGUCCAAUCGCAGCUUAAGGACUUUUUGCGAUGUGAAUCUCUUCGUAUUAUUCGCGAAAUUGCGGAGAAAGCAGUUGAUCAGAAGCUCGUGAUCAUCGAUUUUCUCGUUCGCGCUUUUGCUCUCUCUGGUGAUGCUGAGAGUUGUUUGGCUCUGCGCUACGAGGCCUUGGUCAUGAGGGAAAUGAAGUCCAGUAGUGAUCCAUGGCUACGUGUUUCGUAUGGAGAGUGGUUCACCUUUGCUGAGCAUUGCCUGGAUAACAAGUUUUAUUCUAUUGCUAUCAAGGCAAGUGAGAAAGCACUUUCAUGUGUCCGGACGGAAACAGUUAUCCAGCCUCCAAUAAACGACCACGAUGAAAAGGAGCAAGUUAUUGAGAAAAUUAAAACACUCAAUAAUGUCGCUGUUGUCUCAGCUGCCUCACAAUCAGUUCAGGCACAGGCAGCGGCAUACUUGAAAAAGAAAACAAUUGAGCAUAAAAGAAAUAUUCCUUCGAUUUGUAAGGAAAGAACAUUAUCUGCUAGCUCUCUAUUUAGAAGUGGGAUUAGGAAGCGUAACAAACGAAAAUUACAAGAACACUGCAGCCAGCUCAAGUCACUAGAAUGUUGAGGUCUAUACAUUCCUGUAUGCUCUGGGCAUAUUGAUGACAAAUGUGAUUUGCUAACUAUGUUCUUUGAUACUUAUGGAAACAUUUGGUGCUGUUGAAGAUAUUUUGCUGAUAGUAAUGACAAGUAAAUUGUACAUUUAAAAUAUAUCAUUUGUCAAAAUAAUAAUAAGGUUGCUUGCAUAUGUGCCGGUCCAUUCUUUCCAGAUGCGUGUAUGCAACAGAUUACAGAUGAACAGAUAGUCACAUUCACUCCUUUUCUUAUGCUCGCCAUCUUUCCACGGUAUCA